Messenger RNA from Kwoniella mangroviensis CBS 8507, 1020 nucleotides. RefSeq lists its product as uncharacterized. The record is from RefSeq and is a predicted model, not a curated record. Gene Ontology annotation, biological process: regulation of cell cycle. NCBI's taxonomy places the organism in Eukaryota, Fungi, Basidiomycota, Tremellomycetes, Tremellales, Cryptococcaceae. Bases 1 to 1020 code for a protein of 339 amino acids. The transcript is spliced from 3 exons. Gene Ontology annotation, cellular component: nucleus.
AUGGUAAACAUUAAAAAGACUGAGAUGAACGAAGACAAUAUGACUGAUCCAAAAUUACAAAAAGCCUUGAAGGAAUGUCAAAAGACCGUCCUUACCUCUCUCAAAGCCCUUACCACCUCCUCUAGUUUCUCUUCCACUUCGUCCUCCGACAUCCCACCAGCAUUGGGAGACGUAGUCGGUCAACUUUUAGCUCAAUUGAGACAAUCCAUUACUGCUUUAGGUCUAUCGUUCAAUCCUCCUAUCACUGUCGACGCUGCAAUCCAACAGCUAGGAAAGAUAUCUGAAUAUAUCGGUAAACUCAUUUCAUGCGUCUUACUGGCUUGCACACCCUCAACGGAACUUCUAGCUGAAGAGUGGAAAGGAGGAUUGAUAAGUGUGGUGGAAGAAACAAAUAAACAUAUUCAAGUGUUAGAUGGUAAUGGGGAUUAUCUAAGUUCGACAGGUAUAGUUUGGGAAUCCAUUGAUAAUCUGUUGAACGAUUUAUCGAAAGAUGAAUCGUCAGCUUUGAAGAGGAGAUGGAAGGCUCAUCAGAGUACGGUGAAAGAUGCUUGGCAGGAAUUUAAAGAAUUGCUAGAGAGUACUUCCGAUGUUGAUGGAAGACACGAUGAAGAUGAGGAUGGUGAGGAUGGAUGGGAUGAAUUGGACUUGGGUGGUGAAGCUUUAUCCGAAGAAGAGAAAAAGAGAGCAGAAGGUGCAAAACCUUUACUGGCAUUACAUCAGAUUCUUCAUUCCACCAUCCUCAAAUUCCUCGAUCAACUAAAUCAAAAUGAUUAUCGUCGGAUAUUACAGAUAUCAACGAAUUUUGUGAAUGCGUAUGAUAACGCAGUUUCGUCAAUGCAUCCAGAGCAAGAUGAAUCAGAGAUAGAAGAGGCUUUGUUAGAAGUCGAGGAAGUAUCGAGGACAAUGGCAGGUAUGAUCGAUGACAAGAGUAUAGACAAAUGGACAGAAAGGUUAGAUUCCGAAAAGAAGAAAUGGGAAGAGAGACGUUUAGAUCUGAGUAGUCUGAAAGAUGCAAUUUGA